This is a messenger RNA of Scophthalmus maximus (turbot), 5109 nucleotides long. RefSeq lists its product as uncharacterized. Gene Ontology annotation, biological process: DNA integration; DNA recombination. Gene Ontology annotation, molecular function: protein binding; DNA binding. The coding region runs from base 612 to 4583 and encodes 1323 amino acids. The transcript has 19 exons. NCBI's taxonomy places the organism in Eukaryota, Metazoa, Chordata, Actinopteri, Pleuronectiformes, Scophthalmidae. The record is from RefSeq and is a predicted model, not a curated record.
CGUCUAACGGUUGGUUAUUUAUAGUGAGCUGUUAUGACAGCUGUGGUCUGCUGUUGCUUACCGAUGUAGUUCGCCUUUAGCAAGUGGGAAAUAUCUUUAUAAAAUGUGUUUCUCUCUGUGUGUGUGUGUGUGUGUGUGUGUGUGUGUGUGUGUGUGUGUGUGUGUGUGUGUGUGUGUGUGUGUGUGUGUGCGUGUUGGUAUAUGUGGUUUGGAAGGACAUUGUACCUGACAUUUCACCUGGGCUCCGCGGACCUAGUGGGAUUAGGCGGACUAUGCCAAGGUCCGCCUAAUUCAAAGAGUGUAUAAGCAUUUGUUAGUGUCUAACUAACAUAUAUUCUCAUUUUCUUUGAAAGUCCUUUUUUACCACUUGACCUGAUUUUGAGUGUAUCCCAGUGUAUAGCACAGCGGACCCCAUCGGUGGGUCGUAGAUUGCAGUUUCUUACACAUUUCUGAUACACAAGUGCAAUUUGCGCGCGCUGUGUUGUGAUUGGGUGGUUGACCUAUGUGGGCGGGGCAUACAGCCAGACGAGUCGACGCUACUCCUGACCACGUUUCGGCUGUCGCCUUUUAAAAAUUAAAUGUACCUGGAGAACAACAACAUGGCGUAACUGAUGAAGCCUACUGGGACAGCGCUGUACACGACGCAAAACAUGCAGAGGAGAAGACGUGUUAACCCAAAGGAAGAUGCAACAUUUUAUAUUACUGCUGGAAGGGACAAAGUGGCACUUGACAUCAAAUACAUCAAUGCCAUCAAAGGUCGUGGUAUCUUCACCUCUGCUCCAUUUGAAAAAGGAGACUUUCUGGUGGAAUACAGAGGUGAACUGAUAACCAAGCAAGAAUGUGAGAGGAGACAGAGAGUCUACCAUGACCACCUCAAAGUCUUUAUGUUUGAGUUCCAUUUCAAUGGAAAACUGUGGUGUGUUGAUGCAUCGACUGAGGAUGGGUCAUUUGGAAGAGUGGUAAAUGAUGACCAUUUAAACCCUAAUGCCAGGAUGAAGUACUUUACCGUAAAAGGGAAGCCCCAUCUGUGCUUAUUUGCAGUAAGAGACAUAGGUCCAGGAGAGGAGAUCACCUACAAUUAUGGUGACUCAAACUGGCCAUGGAGAUGCAAGAAUCCUGGCAAGUCUUUGGAGACGAUACAUGGUGAGGGACCACCCACAUCAAAGCCUUGUACAAGUGAAAAAGAUGUUGACGAGGACACGUCUCAGAGGGGUUGUGAAGCCACAAAUUGCCCUUCGUCAAGUGAAGAUGUUGAAGAGAUGAUGGCUGAGGGCAGCCCGAACAAGCUGGCUGCGAGUUCCAUGAAUCUGCCGAGUCCUCUUCUGGAUCCACUUGGCAAGGUUGAAAAGUUUGUUGACGAGGACACGUCUCAGAGGGGUUGUGAAGCCACAAAUUGCCCUUCGUCAAGUGAAGAUGUUGAAGAGAUGAUGGCUGAGGGCAGCCCGAACAAGCUGGCUGCGAUUUCCAUGAAUCUGCCAAGUCCAGUUCUGGAUCCACUUGGCAAGGUUGAAAAGUAUGUUGACGAGGACACGUCUCAGAGGGGUUGUGAAGCCACAAAUUGCCCUUCGUCAAGUGAAGAUGUUGAAGAGAUGAUGGCUGAGGGCAGCCCGAACUUGCUGGCUGCGAGUUCCAUGAAUCUGCCAAGUCCAGUUCUGGAUCCACUUGGCAAGGUUGAAAAGUAUGUUGACGAGGACACGUCUCAGAGGGGUUGUGAAGCCACAAAUUGCCCUUCGUCAAGUGAAGAUGUUGAAGAGAUGAUGGCUGAGGGCAGCCCGAACAAGCUGGCUGCGAUUUACUGGAAUCUGCCAAGUCCAGUUCUGGAUCCACUUGGCAAGAUUGAAAAGUUGACCACUGAGACUAACCAAAAUCAGCUCACGAGUCCAAAUGAGACUGAUACAGUUUUCAACAGUGAAAAGUGUUGCAAACAUCGCCUGGUGUGCACAACAGUCUCCUCUUUGGACAGAUGCGUUCAGUGUGUGGGACCAGUAUCUGCCUUCAAGUGGCUUGGCUAUCGCUGCAGAGUUUGUUCCGGGGUCUGGCAUAAAUCCUGCCUCAGACAAAUAACAACUGAUUACAUCCAAGACCCAUCACAGCAGCAAAAGUUCCCUAGGUCUUCUGGGGAUGAACUGCUUUCAGAUGAAGACGACCUUCCACAUUCAGAACUGAACCAAAUAUUGGAUGAUGAGGAUUACGUAUCCGAUAUGGACUACGUACCCAACUCAGACUCACACGAUGAUGACGAUGACUAUUCAGAUGCAAGCAUACACUUGAUGCCAAGACUGUUGAAAGCUACACAAAUUCAAGAGAAAGUGGUAAAACCCGAUGUUGGAACAUCUGAUGCCUCAGACACAAACAUCCUAGUUGUGCCCAGCACUUCAAAACAUCCACCUCUUGAAGAUCCCAUGGAAGUCGCAUCUGAUUCAGGAAAUUCCAUCAAAGACUCAUCAAGGGAUCCAGAGGGUAAAGGUGAACUUCAUGAACAAGACUUGCCACAUCUCAUUUUUAGUAAAAAAAAUUACUGUUACAUUUGUGGUAAGCCACAAAGCAAGAUCUCCCGCCAUUUGAGAACACACAAGACACAUGCUGAAGUUGUACGUGCAUUUUCCCUUCCAGAAGACUCAAAAGAGCGCAAGACAAUAUUAGAAAAAAUGAGGAAUAAGGGAAAUUUUCAACACAACACUGAAGUUUUACAAGGUGGAACAGGACCAGUCAAAGUGAAAAGGAAACCAAAAGCUAAAUCACAACCAGGAAAGUUCAUUCACUGUAUGCACUGUCAAGGGAUGUACAUUCGUAAGGAGCUUUGGAGACAUGUCCGCAGAUGCCCCUUUAAGCCAGAAAACCAAGAUUUGGAUAAAGAACCUGGGAGAACUAAAGUGCUGGCUUUGGCUGCAGCUCACGAGUCUGCAUUCUCUCAGCAGAUCUCAAGUGGAGUGUGGAAGCUCCUUGGUGUCAUGAAACAGGAUGAGAUUGCCUCCAUUGUGCGAAAUGACCUAUCUAUUAUUCAGUUUGCCCAGUCGCUCUACAACAAACACGGACAAGACCCUACAAAACAUGAGUACCUGCGACAGAAGCUGCGUGAAGUGGGGCGUUUGUUGUUAUGUCUGCGCACAGAUUUCUCAGUACAAAACUUAGAGGAAGCUGUUAAACCUGCUAACUUCCAGAGAGUUGUGCAAGCAGUAAAGAAAGUUGCAGGUUUUGAUGAAGAAAAAGCCUCAUACCUUACACCAAGCCUUGCGCUGAAACUGGGACAUGCACUACAGAAAAUCUGUGACAUUGUUCAUUGUAGGGCACUCAUGGCAGAAGAUCAAGAACUGAUCAGGUCCACUGAAAUAUUCAAGAAGUUGCAAAUGUCCAAGUGGUCUGAGUUGGUGUCUCAUAGAGCCCUGAACACACUGAGUGAUGCAAAAUACAACAAGCCAUCAACAUUGCCCUUCACAGAAGAUGUUCAGACCCUUCAUCGCUACCUUGACAAAUCUGCAGAAAGUUCAUUUUGCAACUUGAAGGAGACAGCUACCACUCAGAACUAUGCUCAACUUGCAAAAGUCACUCUUGCACAAAUCAUUGUGUUCAAUCGAAGACGUGCUGGGGAGGUUUCAAAAAUGCGUCUCAAAAGUUUUCAUGAAAGAGACAACACAAAGCUCCAUGACGAUGUGGCCAUGGGUUUGUCAAAGACUGAGAAGAGACUCUGCAACUAUUUUAGCCGAAUCGAAAUAAUGGGAAAAAGAGGCAGAAAGGUUGCAGUUCUGCUCACACCAAGAAUGGUUGAUGCCCUGUCACUUCUUGUCAGUAACAGAGCUGAAUGUAAUGUUUGUGCCACAAAUGUCUUCCUGUUUGCAAGACCCAAAUCAAUGAGCUACUACAGAGGACAGGACUGUUUACGUGUUCAUGCAAGUCAGUGUGGAGCAAAGCACCCUGAGUACCUUAGGUCAACACAUCUCAGGAAACAUGUUGCUACACUCUCGCAGGUCCUUAAUUUAAAAAACAAUGAACUUGAUCAGGUUGCAGAUUUCUUGGGUCACGACAUCCGUGUUCACCGCGAUUUCUACAGAUUACCAGUUCCCACAACUCAACUGGCCAAGAUUUCCAAACUGCUUUUGUCAAUGGAAAAAGGAGAUCUUUCCAGCAUGCAGGGGAGAUCACUGGAUGAGAUUGAAAUUGAAGAAAUCGCGGUAAGUGAUGCUGAGGCCAAGGACAGGGAAAGUGAGCCUGAGAGUGAUGAAGCAGGGUGUGGAACCAGCAAACCUGUGGAUGAUGCAGACUCAACAUUCACAGCUGCGGAAAUGGUGUCAGCGGUGUCAUCCACAGUAAUCAAGACUGCCCCUCCAUCUGAAGGAAAAGUUGACCAUCGCGAAGCUGGGGCCAGAAGAUUGUGUCCGAAGAGAGUGUGGAUUAAGGCUGAGGUUGCUGCAGUGAUGCGCUAUUUCAGCAAGCAAAUAAAAGAAGGAAAACUGGCCACCAAAGCUGAGUGCAGUCACUGCAAGGAGGUAGAGGGGCCCGUGUUGGCAGAGAGAACUGUCCAAAAUAUUAGGGACUUUGUCAGAAACAGAGGGAGGGCUGCAAAAAGGCAGCAACAAAAACUGUAAACUGUAAAAACUGUGUGUGGGGGUGAGGGGUCGGGGUUUUUUUUUGUUAGAAGCAGGAAAGCUAAUGGUUCUUGUGCAGUUAUGCCAAUAUACAGUUAAAAUAAUAUGAAGCUACAGUGAUCUCUUUUGUUAUAAUUUAUAAUUGUUUUUUAAUGUUUUCGUUAUGCUGAUAUGUUAAACUUUCACGUCUUCACACACAAGCUGGGAACCCAGAGCAAUUCUCUUUUGUUUUAAUUUAUUUAUUUUUUGUUGAGGGCAACAAAAAGUUAGAAAAAAAAACUGUUAACCCACAAUGUGUGGGGGUGAGGGGUCUGGUUUUUUAGCUAAUGUAGCUAUAAAAAAAGUUGCCAAUAUACAGUUAAAAUAAGCUGUGAAGCUACAGUGAUCUCUUUUGUUUUAAUUAAUUUAUUUUUAUUUGUGGAUAUUCUGAUGUGUUAAUCUUGGAUGACAUAUUUUCAAAGUUGUGUGGAAUGACAGUUCUAACAUUUACAAUUUAAAUGCAAUAGUUUAAAAUGUCAAGACUCAA